Molecule: messenger RNA, 909 nt
Organism: Neltuma alba
Lineage: Eukaryota; Viridiplantae; Streptophyta; Magnoliopsida; Fabales; Fabaceae
Exons: 6
Coding region: 278-907 (209 amino acids)
Source: RefSeq, a predicted model, not a curated record
CUCCUGCUCUUUCUUCGUCAUCUUCCUCCUUCAACUUGCUCAUAGUUUCUUUUCGUAUCGGUUCAUCCUCCCAAGAAAAAUCAUCCUGGUUAAUCCCACCAGAAACAGAGUAGGUAUAUGUCAGUUCGCCCUCGAUUAUACAAUUUUCUCGGCAAACAAACAAGCUUCACACCGUGUUUCUCGUUGAAGCCAGCUUCUGAAACAUAAAGCAGAGGAGACCCAGCUACUUUUGAAGACGAAGACCUUAUCUUCUUUUCCUCCUUUGAAAGCGACGGAAAUGGCGGAAAUUCCAAAGUUGGACUCAGGUUCUUCGUCCUCAGAACAGAACAGGGCGAACCAGAAAAUCUCAGUUUCAGAUCACAUGGACGCCUUUCAAUACACACCCGAGAAAUCUGAUAACUUUGUGAUUGACAUGGACGCCUUCCCUUCCGCCAUCAAUAAAGAUAACCAUCCCAAUUCCAGAAUUACAUUGCAGAGGAACCUUUCCAGGAAAGGAUCUCAGCGUGGGGGCGACAAGAAGAUCAAUGGCAGUGCUGCCCUUCAUGAUAGGGAUAGUGUCCCUACAACAGGCUCACCUAAAGCUACUCUGAUGGGGUCUUGCACGCCUGAAAAGCCCGGGAUGGUGACCGUAGGGUCCACUGAUCACUCCACCAAUUCACAGGUCCAUCAUCAGAUUACCAUCACAACCAGCAAUAUCAGUACCACCGCCGCAGCCGCCACGGCCAUUGAAAGCAAAGGAGUAUCCCGGCGAAACAGUUUCAAGAGGCCUUCUUUCCGGAUCCUCGAUCCUAGGAGGGUUCUUCUGUUCUUCGCCACCUUGUCAAGCAUGGGAACUAUGUUGUUGAUAUACUUCACCCUUGCAAUCGGCAAGCAAAGUGAUGAAAAUGGGGUUGAUUGGCAGCAAUGAGA